This is a messenger RNA of Megalopta genalis, 683 nucleotides long. The record is from RefSeq and is a predicted model, not a curated record. NCBI's taxonomy places the organism in Eukaryota, Metazoa, Arthropoda, Insecta, Hymenoptera, Halictidae.
UUACGUCUAUACACACAUACUUGUCAGGUCAAGUACUACAAAACUUAAGUCUUGUAUUAGAGAAGUCUUUAAUGAAAGCCGAAUGUCUUGACAUAAUCAUUUCAGUGCAUAAUGAGUAUUUGCAAAAAGUUUAUGAACACUGUUUGUUAACACCAGAAUAUGAUGAUUUAAUGGCUACUGUGAAUAAUUUAAUUGAAAUGUGUAAUCAUGUCCGUGCUCGAUGGAAUUACAAAAAUUUAAUGUAUGCCAGUGAAGAUUUGGACCUUUUGGAAAAUAGUUAUACCAAAUAUCAUACAUAUCUUGCUUUAGCACUUCAUAAUGCAGUGCAAAAUAAGGAUGCAAAUUAUUUGACUGGCUUGAGCUCAGCAUUUAAUUGCAGUAUGUCGUAUGGUUAACUUUAAUAUAUUAGGUUAGCCAAAAACUUUGUUUGGUUUUCCCAGACCUAUCUUACACAAAACUUCAACGGACUUUGUGAUCAACUUAAUACCUUUAUAUUACAUUCCUUGAAUAUGCCAUUAGUGCCAUUCAUAGAAAAUAGCUAUUACAAAUUCUUAAUUUUACUUAUUAACACUUUAUAACACUUUAUUAUCAAUUAUAUCAAGUUCCCUUUACAAAAUUGUAUAUCAAUUGAAACUCAUACGAUAUUUUGUAAAGUAUUAAUAAAUUAUUUUUUGUUUAAGAUA